UCUUCCUUCCCUAAGUGAAAGCAACACACUACACACUCAGCCAUAAUGCUCACUGCCACGCAGCCUCUAGGCGCAGUGCUCUCCCCGAGCCAUGGCCUUUCUUCCUUCUGCAGCAGCACGGCCUCGCCGGGCCAGUGGGCGCCUCGCCGGGCUGUCUCGUCCAAGGUGAGCCGCACCCGCGUCAGCCUGUCCGAGGCCUCCGUCAAUGGCCAAGCCGCCGUGGGCACGGUGGCCAACGUCGACCAGGAACAGGCCGCCGGCCUCCUCACGCGCCACGACAAGGACGAGCUCGUCAUGCUGAAGGCCACGGUGACGCUGCGCUUGAACGAGGAAUGGUCGACCACCGAGAAGGUCGCCGACAUGGUUGGUCAGCCGUGGCUGUUCCUCGAGUUCUUCAGCUCCGAGCUCAAUCCACAAACUGACAAGGAAAUGAAGACGCAGCAACACGUCGCCUGGUACUCGCGCAUGGACGGCAAUGGUUCCUUCGUAUACGAGGUCAGCGUUCCGUCGUCGUUCGCCGACGUCGGCGCCGUGGUGGUCGAGAACCGCUUCAGCAGCGAGGUGUUCGUCUCGGACAUCGAGCUCCGCCAUGGCCGCGAGCCGAGCGCCGUCACCUUCAACUGCAGCUCCUGGGUCACCUGCCACGCCGGCUUCAACGAGCGGAUCUUCUUCCCUCUCAAGUCGUACCUCCCGUCGCAGACGCCAAAGGGCGUGGCGAGGCUGCGCGAGACGGACCUCAAGGCCAAGCGCGGCGACGGCCGCGGCGAGCGCAUGCUGUGGCAGCGCAUCUACGACUACGACGUGUACAACGACCUCGGCGACCCCGACAAGUCCCCGGCGCUCCGGCGGCCGGUGCUCGGCGGCGAGGAGCACCCCUACCCGCGGCGGUGCCGGACGGGCCGGCCCCGGUGCAAGGCGGACCCGUCGUCGGAGACGCGGGCGUCGGGGGAGAUCUACGUGCCCCGGGACGAGGAGUUCACGGCGCGCAAGGCCGGGGCGUUCCUGACCAAGAAGGUGACGUCGACGCUGUCGGCGUUCACCACCGCGCAGGCGGUGGCCGGCGACCGGCGCCGGAGCUUCCCGUCGCUGGCGGCCAUCGACGCGCUCUACGAGGACGGGUACAAGAACAAGCCGGGGCAGCAGCCGGACAACCUCGAGAGGUACUUCACGGACCUGCUCCAGAGGCAGGUUGAGCUCCUGCUCAAGGGCGAGAAGGAGGAGGUCAAGGAGGACAUACGCAAAGUGUUCAAGUUCCAGACCCCGGAGAUCCACCAGAAGGACAAGCUUGCGUGGUUCAGAGACGAGGAGUUCGCGCGGGAAACCCUUGCAGGAAUGAACCCGCUGAGCAUCCGGCUAGUCACGGAGUUACCUAUUGUGAGCAAGCUCGACGAGCAAACCUACGGCCCAGGGGACUCCCUCAUCACCAAGGAGCUGAUCGAGAAGCAGAUCAACGGUGUCAUGACUGCCGACGAGGCCGUUCAGAAGAAGAAGCUGUUCAUACUGGACUACUACGACAUGUUGCUGCCAUACGUGCACGCGGUGCGGGAGCUCGAGGACACGACGCUCUACGCCUCGCGCACGCUCUUCUUCCUGGAGGAGGAGGGCACGCUCCGCCCCGUCGCCAUCGAGCUGACGCGGCCCAAGUCCCCCAACCUGCCGCAGUGGCGCCAGGUCUUCACGCCGGGGUCCAGCGUCACCGACUCGUGGCUCUGGCAGCUCGCCAAGGCCCAUGUCCUCGCCCAAGACACCGGCUACCAGCAGCUCGUCAGCCACUGGCUGAGAACGCACUGCUGCGUGGAGCCGUACGUGAUCGCGGCGAACCGGCAGCUGAGCCAGAUGCACCCCGUCUACCGGCUCCUCCACCCUCACUUCCGCUUCACCAUGGAGAUCAACGCCCAGGCCCGCGCGUCGCUCAUCAGCGCGGACGGGAUCAUCGAGAGCACCUUCUCGCCGGGGAAGUACUGCAUGCUGCUCAGCUCGGCGGUCUACGACACCUUCUGGCGGUUCGACAAGGAGGCGCUGCCGGCCGACCUCAUCCGGAGGGGCAUGGCGUUCCGAGGGGCCGACGGCGAGCUGGAGCUCACCAUCAAGGACUACCCCUACGCCAACGACGGCCUGCUGGUCUGGGACGCCAUCAAGGAGUGGGUGUCAGCGUACGUGAACCACUACUACGCGACGGCGUCAGACAUCGCCGGCGACGUGGAGCUCCAGGCGUUCUGGACGGAGGUGCGCACGAAGGGCCACGCCGACAAGCGGGACGAGCCGUGGUGGCCGGUGCUGGACGGCCACGAGAGCCUGGUCCAGGUCCUGAGCACCAUCAUCUGGGUCGCGUCGGGGCACCACGCCGCCGUCAACUUCCCCCAGUACCCCUACGCCGGCUACUUCCCCAACCGCCCGACCACCGCCCGCCGGAACGUGCCGACGGAGGCCGGCGGCGAGGACAUGCGGGCGUUCUUGGAGGACCCGGUCAAGGUGCUCCUGGACACGUACCCGUCGCAGUACCAGACCACGCUGGCCCUGCCCGUGCUCAACCUCCUGUCGUCGCACUCGGCCGGGGAGGAGUACCUCGGCGUGCAGUCGGAGCCGGCGUGGAUGGCGGAUGCGGAGAUGAGGGCGGCGUUCGUGAAGUUUAACAAGAGGAUGAUGGAGAUCGCGGAGACGAUCGAUAGUAGGAACAAGGACCCCGAGCUGAGGAACCGGAAGGGCCCGGGCGUGGUUCCGUACGUGCAGCUCAAGCCCAACUACGGCGACUUCAAGGACAUGACGUCGGUGAUGGAGAUGGGCAUCCCGACCAGCAUCUCCAUUUGAGCUGAUCCAAUGAUGAAGAGCCGUGUGUCUAGUUAAUAAUUUCGGACUGAUUCUUCUCUCGAGAAGGUUGAAGCUGGAACUACAUGUAAUAAUUUCGGACUGAUUCUUCUCUCUCAGUGUAGCAGUAUGCUACUACAUGUAAUAAUUUCGGACUGAUUCUUCCCUUGAGAAGGUUGAAGCCGGGACUUUAUCCAUUAUCUUAAAAAAGUUUCCAGUAAAAGCUGGAGUACCUGAUGCUCCCCA
Molecule: messenger RNA, 3051 nt
Organism: Setaria italica (foxtail millet)
Lineage: Eukaryota; Viridiplantae; Streptophyta; Magnoliopsida; Poales; Poaceae
Product: lipoxygenase 2.1, chloroplastic
Exons: 5
Coding region: 46-2808 (920 amino acids)
Biological process (GO): lipid oxidation
Molecular function (GO): protein binding; metal ion binding; oxidoreductase activity, acting on single donors with incorporation of molecular oxygen, incorporation of two atoms of oxygen
Source: RefSeq, a predicted model, not a curated record